AUGGCAACACCAGUUCCAUCUGUAUCUGUUGAGAGUGGCUUAGACCCUCAAAACCAAGAAGUCACAUACGUUUACGAUGUAUAUAACGAAAUAGCUAGUCAUUUUUCUCAAACAAGAUACAAACCAUGGCCCAUAGUAGAAAAGUUUCUUAUGCUGAGGUCAAAACAUUCCGUCGGCUUGGAUGUGGGUUGUGGUAAUGGGAAGUACUUAAAUGUCAAUAAAGACGUUUUUAUCAUUGGUACAGAUAGAUCUGAAGGGUUGAUCAAAUGUGCACAACAGAUUUCCGAAAACAAGUACAAUUUGGGUGUUGCAGACGGGUUGGCAUUACCUCAUCCCGACGGGACUUUUGACUUUGCUAUAUCCAUAGCUGUGAUUCACCAUUUUGCUACUGAAGAAAGAAGAAUAGAAGCCGUUCAGCACAUAUUAUCUAAAUUAAGAGAAGGUGGGGAAGCAUUGAUUUAUUGCUGGGCUCUAGAGCAGGAGACUUCUCGUCGUGGAUACAAGGAAGGCGACGACCAAGACGUUUUGAUACCGUGGGUAUUGAAAAAACAACAACCACUGAAGAAAAAAGGAGCCAACAAAAGAAAACAAAAGAGCGAGUCUGUGCUGGAACAACCAGAAAGCACAGAGCAACCUGCUGAUGCCGAAGAAACAGAGCCAGAUGUCACCAAGUAUCGUUACUACCAUUUAUACAAGAAGGGAGAAUUAGUCGACAAUUGUCUACAAACUAAAUGUUGCACGAUUGUGGAGGAGGGGUACGAGAAGGAUAACUGGUGGGUCAUUAUAAAGAAAACAUAG
Candida albicans SC5314 is the source of this 798-nucleotide messenger RNA. RefSeq names its product tRNA (carboxymethyluridine(34)-5-O)-methyltransferase (gene TRM9). Lineage: Eukaryota; Fungi; Ascomycota; Pichiomycetes; Serinales; Debaryomycetaceae. The record is from RefSeq and is a predicted model, not a curated record. The transcript has a single exon. Gene Ontology annotation, cellular component: cytoplasm; nucleus. Gene Ontology annotation, molecular function: S-adenosylmethionine-dependent methyltransferase activity; tRNA binding. Gene Ontology annotation, biological process: tRNA wobble uridine modification. Bases 1 to 798 code for a protein of 265 amino acids.